AAAAAAAAAAAUGCGAAUUCCAUAAUUUUGAAUGCGGCCUCCUCCGGUAAAACAGCUUCAGCUUCUUCACUCCUUUCGGUGAUUAGCUGGUCGAUUUCCUAUUUUUUUAGUACAUACUUUGAGUAAUUUUGCCGUUCCAAUACAACGCGAGACGGGCGCUUCUUAUCGCCAACAAUGCACGCUCGCCAUUUGUUCAGUGGCACGUCCAAAAGGAAUCAUGAUCUCUCGCAGGAGGUUGGUGUUAAGAUUUCGUGCCUCUCAUGUUUUUCUUUCUCAUUCCAGUUUGGUAACUUCCGAUCAGCCAUAUCCUUGUAAUGCUUGUAGAACAAACAGAGAAGUAACAAAUAGGUCAAACCUUAAGAGCAGAAAUUUCAUACGCCUCCUCAGGCUUUCCUUGAGAUUGAAUGACCACUUGCUAGGUAAACAGUUGCAUUGCUUGACUAUGAAAUUUGGAGUUGCUUAUGAUGUCUUUGUUGGCAGUGCUCUGUCAAACAUGUAUUCAAAAUGUCGUUUUGUUCGAGAGGCUCGUAAGGUGUUCGAUGAUAUGGCUUCAAAAGAUUUGGCGGUGUGGAACAUAAUGUUGUCUUGUUACUUAUUGAAUGAUUAUAAAAGAGAAGCUUUUAAUCUGUUUCAUUCGAUGAGGACUGAAGGCUUUAUAGGAGAUGGUUUUACGUUCAGUAGUUUGAUAAAUUUCUGUAGCCGAAUGAUUUGUUAUGAUUUAGGAAUUCAGACUCAUUGUUUGAUUAUAAAAUUAGCCCUUGAAUCUGAUUUAGUUGUUGGUAGUUCCUUGGUAGAUAUGUACGCCAAAUGUGCAGUCAUUAAGGAUGCUCGCCAUGUAUUCGAUAGAAUGGAUAAUAAGAAUGUUGUUUGUUGGAACACUAUAAUAGUUGGUUAUGGGAAGUGUGGCGAAGGCAAAGAAGCUCUAAUGCUUUUUAAUAAUAUGCUUCGAGGCGGGCUAAAACCAGAUGGAUUAACACUUGCGAGUAUUCUCAGCACUUGUGCUAAUUUAGCAUCUUCGAAUGAGGCUACACAAGUUCAUGGUUAUGUAGUAAAAAAUGGGUUUCAAGCAUAUUUGUCCAUUGGUAAUGCUCUUAUCAUAGCAUAUGCAAAGUGCGGCAGCAUCGACAAUUCUGCCCGAGCAUUUUCUUUGAUACCUUCACCUGAUUGUGUGACUUGGUCUUCCAUGAUUUCUUCCUAUGCUCAUCAUGGAUUGGCAAUGGAAGCCAUUAAUAAGUUUGAGGUAAUGUUACAUGAAGGUAUAAAACCUAACAGAAUCACAUUUUUAGCAGUAAUCUCUGCCUGCAGUCAUGCUGGAUUUGUGGAUGCAGGAGUGCACUAUUUCAGUACUAUGAUUAAGAACUACCAAAUAAAACCAAGCUCGGAGCACUUUGCAUGUCUAAUUGAUCUACUUAGCAGAGCAGGUUAUCUAGAUGAGGCUUCUGAUGUCCUAUCCAGCAUGCCAUUCGAACCUGAUGCGAGUGUUCUUGGAGCCUUAAUUGGUGCGUGCAAUGUCCAUCGCAAUGCUAAAUUGGCAGAAUGGGUUUCAGAAAAGCUCUUCUAUUUGGAGCCAAGGAAAUUAGUUAAUUAUGCUCUUUUGUCUAAUAUAUAUGUAGCUGAAGGCCAUUGGGAAAACGUGUUAUAUCUGAGGAGGAGGAUGAAGCAAAUGUGCAGUCUCAAAAUACCUGGUUGUAGUUGGAUAGAGAUUGGUGGCAAAGUUCACACUUUCGUCUCCCAUGAUAGAAUACAUUUACAAGAUCAAGAAAUAUAUUGUAUGUUGGAUACAGUAAUUUGGUCGAUGAGAAAUAGAUAUUACAUUUGCGAUACAAUCACAGAUUAUAUUUGCAGAUUUCCUGAUACAUCCUGCAGCCUUGUGCUACAUGACUAAACUUGGUGCUCCUCAGCGAGAUUUAAACUGAGAGCUAGAGAACCAGACAUUUGAUAUUGUACAGGUAUAAACUUGCAAGAAAAAAUGGGAAAGACCAAUUGGAGUUGCUAGGAAUGAAGAGCAAAUGUGUCAAAUGGACCACACAUUUAGCAGAGUCAAGUGGACUGGACAUUUGGCAUACGAGAAAAAGUCUAAAUGGGGCAGGUGGACUAGACAUUUGGCAAGAGCAAGAAGUCCUUAAAGACCGGAUAAUAAGCAGCUGUGACCAGUAAAUAUUCGAUCAAUUGGAAUUGUUUCAGAUAAGCGCAACAUGACAUAUGAAGAUGGCAAUUUGGAUCUGGCUGGGUAAAGCAUAUAAUAAAGAUGCAGGGUGAAUUUAGAUGCUGCUCUUAUAAUUUCUAGAGUAUAAGAAGAGAAGAGAAAAAGUAAGACUCAGUGGAUGCAUUAUCUGAAUUAUCCAUUGGACUUGCAGUUAAUGUGAAACAGAAAGGAACGUGUUCUCUGUCAUGUGCAAGGGAAUAUGGAGAUAUUUGUACAUGGACAAGAUACUCAAAUUAAAUCAUGAAUUUUUCACGUGUGACAAACCAUGAGUCUUUCCUUCUCAGGAAGAACAUCAAUUGCUUAAAAAGAGGAAAAAGAGAAUAAUAAACCAGUUGCAUUUGAGUCUGAUGAAGCAAACAAAAAGGGCUAUAAAUUGAGACAGAAGUCAAUCGAGAAACUGGUGCAGAAGUUCUAGUGGAUAUAGAAAGAUUCAAUAACCAUAAGGUGGAACAACCAGAAUCCUUAUACGAAACUUUGUUAACAGCUGAUGAAAGGCAGUUAGUGUUGCUUGAAGAUGUCGAGGAUUGUAAUAAUCUUCUGGGCUCAGCAAAUAAAUUCACAGCAAUCAAUGAGUGCCUUCACUCUUAGUGAUAGAAAAUCUAGAUAGUUAUGUUAUGUUUGCGAAUAUUCUGACUCCAAAUUGAA
Messenger RNA from Zingiber officinale, 2851 nucleotides. Its product is annotated as pentatricopeptide repeat-containing protein At2g46050, mitochondrial-like. Gene Ontology annotation, molecular function: protein binding; RNA binding. The record is from RefSeq and is a predicted model, not a curated record. Gene Ontology annotation, biological process: RNA modification. The coding region runs from base 218 to 1885 and encodes 555 amino acids. NCBI's taxonomy places the organism in Eukaryota, Viridiplantae, Streptophyta, Magnoliopsida, Zingiberales, Zingiberaceae. The transcript has 4 exons.